AUGACUACGGAAGAACCACACAGCUUUAACAUAGACAAUGAACACAUUGAAAUUGUUAAAGAUUUUGUUUAUCUUGGUUCAGUCAUAAGUUUAAAUGUAGACUGUAGCCAAGAAAUCAAGAGAAGACUUAGAUUUGGAAGGGCAGUAAUGAAGGAAUUAGAAAAAUCAUCAAGGAUUGUGUUCCACUGUUUUCUGGCCCCCAUAAUUUCUGGUGAGAAGUCAGCAGUUAAUCUCCAGAACCGCGUCAACCAAACUAAUUUCUCCUCUGUCACAGAGUUCCUGUUGCUGGGAUUCUCCAGCUUUGGAGAAAUUCAGCUCAUCCUCUUUGCUGUUUUUCUGUGCCUCUAUCUGAUUAUCCUGAGUGGGAACAUCACCAUUGUCACUGUCAUCUGCCUGGAUCACAGCCUCCACAUACCUAUGUACCUCUUCCUAGGGAUCCUCUCCAUCUCUGAGACAUGCUACACCUUCGUCAUCCUACCCAAGAUGCUCAUAAAUCUUUUAUCUCUACUCAGAACAAUCUCAUUUAUUAACUGUGCCACUCGGAUGUUUUUCUUCCUUGGUUUUGCUAUCACCAAUUGCAUGCUACUUGGGGUCAUGGGUUAUGACCACUAUGCUGCCAUCUGUCAUCCACUUCGGUACCCUCUCCUUAUGAGCUGGCAGGUGUGUGGACAACUGGCAGCCACUUGUGCUGUGAUUGGUUUUUUGUUCUCACUGAUAGGCUCCCUCUUAGUCUUUGAACUCCCUUUCUGUGGCCCCAACAAGAUCAACCACUACUUCUGUGACAUCACACCAGUUAUCCGGCUUGCCUGUACUGAUACCUACAUCAGUGAACGGGUCAUCUUCAUUGGUGGAGUUCUGGUGCUCAUAGUUCCCCUGACUUUCAUUUGCAUCUCUUAUGGCUUCAUUGUUUGUACCACCCUGAGGAUCCCAUCAGCUGAAGGCAAGCGAAAAGCCUUCUCCACUUGUGCCUCCCAUCUUACUGUAGUCAUUGUCCACUAUGGCUGUUCCUCCUUUGUCUACCUGCGACCAUCAGCCAAGUACUCAUCCAGCAAAGAUAAGCUUGUGACAGUGACCUACACAGUUGUGACUCCAUUGUUGAACUCCAUGGUAUAUAGCCGCAGGAACAAGGAUGUCCAGGUGGCCAUUUGGAAAGUGAUUGGCAGAGGAGGAUUUUAUCCUAAAGCUCUGUAA
This is a messenger RNA of Ceratotherium simum simum (southern white rhinoceros), 1191 nucleotides long. Lineage: Eukaryota; Metazoa; Chordata; Mammalia; Perissodactyla; Rhinocerotidae. The record is from RefSeq and is a predicted model, not a curated record.